CUACACUAGCUAGGAAAGAGAAGCGAUGGUAGCCCGUUUUAAAAACGGGCUUGAGCACCCCAGCCGAGAAGAAGCGUUGCAUCGCGUGCGGUCGGCCGCUGACCCUUGACUUCCUCCGUCCCUCCUCUUCCAUAUACGACUCGAUCGCCCUCUCUCUCUCUCUCUCUCUCCUUCUUGUGUAUCUUGUGUAUUUGACCUUCAAACACCUCUCCCUUAUAAAAGCGAGAAACCCUCCAAGAGCCUCUCCAUCUAAAGAACAAAAUCCCAUCCUUCUACAACUGAAAGAUCCUACAAAAACAGAGGAAGGAAUAGAGGGGAGGUGGAAUCGAAGCUACGAUCGAUUCGUUUCGUCGUAGAUGAAAUUCCCUUCCUCCUCCAACUCCUUUGAGGAGAGGAACAAACACCUCUUCUUCCCAACCGAUGUCUAACAUCCCAUCUUCUCUCUCAGAUAUCUGCCUCACCUUCUUCCGGCUCACCAUGUCCGUUGCUGACCCCUGGCCCUUUGCGUAAUUCCCAAAAUACCCUCUUCCUUUUCUUUUUCUUCUUUUUUUUUUUUUUUUAAUUUCUCUUAUUACCUUCCUACUCUCCCACCCACAAUACCCUUUUUGUAAAUCAUGAGAAAAACGAGGGGUUUUAGAGUCAAGGUCUUUAAGCUCUGGAAAUGGGCUCGAAAGCCCUGCACCGGAGGUGGGUACCUGCGAUUAAACCCAUCCGACCAUACAAAAUCAAAGACGAUGACGAAAAUCUGCAACUGGGGCCGCCGCCUCACGAAAAGUCUCUGCUUUUCAUCGAGGAAGUCCUCGAGCUAUGCUCGAGUGGACCAGGCGCCGUUCGAUGAGAAACCGGUGACAGUGCCCAAAGGCCAUCUAGCCGUCUACGUAGGCCAGAAAGACGACGAUCCGCACCGGUAUCUGGUGCCGGUGAUUUACUUCAACCACCCGCUCUUCGGAGAGCUUCUGAGGGAGGCUGAGGAGGAGUACGGUUUCCAGCACCCCGGUGGGAUUACUAUACCGUGCCGGACGUCCGAGUUCGAGAACGUGAGGAUGAGGAUUGCUGCCGGAAACUGACGUGCUGGCGUCUCUCAGGACGGCGUAGUUUCUGUUUUUCCUUUGAAUUACUUCCAACGUUUUUUUUUUUAAUUAUUUUUAGAUAGGUAGUUUGGAUUAGUUGUGUAAUUAGGAGCUGUAAUUACAGAUUUGAUUGUGGUUUAGUGAAAAAGAUGAAUUUAAUUAGCGAGUGCAGAAUUCGUCAUUGUUUCCGUCA
Magnolia sinica is the source of this 1263-nucleotide messenger RNA. RefSeq names its product auxin-responsive protein SAUR36-like. NCBI's taxonomy places the organism in Eukaryota, Viridiplantae, Streptophyta, Magnoliopsida, Magnoliales, Magnoliaceae. Bases 615 to 1067 code for a protein of 150 amino acids. Gene Ontology annotation, biological process: response to auxin. The record is from RefSeq and is a predicted model, not a curated record. The transcript has a single exon.